UUGGUCACCCAAGCUGAUCUCAGACAAACCUGUUACACCAGUCUAAAGAUGGCAGCCUCCGUCAGACAUUUACUGAAACCUUGGACACCGAGUCUGUGUUUCGCGAGAUGGAGUCGGUAUAAUCCAUACUAUCUGGAUCCUGAUCCCAGUAAAGAUGCUCCAGAUUCAGAGCUCAGUCCUGAACAAAAAGAGCUGCAGGAACUGAAAACGGUGAGACCGAUAAAAGCUGCGCUGUCCAGCGACACCAGCUCUACUUUCAAUGACCCUCUGAUCAGCAAGUUCAUCAACAUGAUGAUGCAAGAUGGCAACAAAAUCCUUGCUAGAGGAAUCAUGACACAGACGCUGGAGACUAUAAAGAGAAAACAGGUGGAGAUAUACCACAGAUCUCCUGCAGCCAAGAGACUAGAGAUCGAGUGCAAUCCAUACACCAUCUUCCAGAAGGCCCUCGAGAACUGCAAACCCAUCAUUGGCCUGGCCAGUGUUCAGAAAGGAGGGAAAUCUUAUCAGGUGCCCGUCCCUCUCACGGAUAAUCGGCGGCGUUUUCUGGCCAUGAAGUGGCUGAUCACAGAAUGCAGAGACAACAAGCACCGUCGCACACACAUGUACGAGAAACUCUCGCAGGAGCUGCUGGCCGCCUUCGCUAACGAGGGAAACGUAGUGAAACGCAAACACGACCUUCACAAGAUGGCCGAAGCCAACAGGGCAUAUGCACACUACCGCUGGUGGUAGAGAGAGGAGAUUUGGACUCCUAGUACACCCACAGACGUGAUUUGUUUUGGACUGACGGCAUCAGGAGUUUGGGAUGGAUGGGCAUCACAAAAAAGGACUGUUAUCUUGACUCAUAAAUACAGUUUGUUCUUGAAGGAAAGUAAAUAAAGCUAUAAAAAGUCA
Messenger RNA from Sinocyclocheilus anshuiensis, 891 nucleotides. Its product is annotated as 28S ribosomal protein S7, mitochondrial-like. Bases 49 to 729 code for a protein of 226 amino acids. Gene Ontology annotation, biological process: translation. The transcript is spliced from 5 exons. NCBI's taxonomy places the organism in Eukaryota, Metazoa, Chordata, Actinopteri, Cypriniformes, Cyprinidae. The record is from RefSeq and is a predicted model, not a curated record.